Messenger RNA from Otolemur garnettii (small-eared galago), 2070 nucleotides. RefSeq names its product G protein nucleolar 3 (gene GNL3). Gene Ontology annotation, molecular function: GTP binding. Gene Ontology annotation, cellular component: nucleolus. The record is from RefSeq and is a predicted model, not a curated record. Lineage: Eukaryota; Metazoa; Chordata; Mammalia; Primates; Galagidae. The coding region runs from base 263 to 1891 and encodes 542 amino acids. The transcript has 16 exons.
GCCGCGGUCUCCGACCGCCGCGCCCCGCCCCGUAGCCGCCACGGCUGCUGCUAUUGCUUCUCCGGCCGCGGCCGCUGCCGUCGCUCCCGGCACCCGCCGCCCUCACCGCCCUCACCCCUCCCGGUGCCGCUGCAAAACCAGCCCCGAGGCCGCAAAGCGAUGCUAGCUCCUCACGACAUUGCGUGCGCGCGCACUGGGAAGAACAGCGGCUCACUCUACGGCAGCAGCGUAAUUGCAAGAGUUAAAGAAAGCAAGUAAACGCAUGACCUGCCACAAGCGGUAUAAAAUCCAAAAAAAGGUUCGUGAGCACCAUCGAAAAUUGAGAAAGGAGGCUAAAAAACGAGGUCACAAAAAGCCUAGGAAAGACCCAGGAGUUCCAAACAGUGCUCCCUUUAAGGAGGCACUUCUCCGGGAAGCUGAGCUAAGGAAACAGCGGCUUGAAGAACUGAAACAGCAACAGAAACUUGACAGGCAAAAAGAGCAAGAAAAGAAAAGAAAACUUGAAAAUAAUUCUGAUGUUAAGCCAUCUAAUGUGGAACCUGUGAAAGAGGAAUCUGGACAUUGCAAAACUAAGAGUAAAGCUAAUUUGGGUAAACAGAAUUCAAAGAAGUUGUAUUGUCAAGAACUUAAAAAGGUGAUUGAAAUCUCAGAUGUUGUGCUAGAGGUGUUGGAUGCCAGAGAUCCUCUUGGUUGCAGGUGUCCUCAGGUGGAAGAGGCCAUUGUUCAGAGUGGACAGAAAAAGCUGGUACUUGUAUUAAAUAAAUCAGAUCUGGUACCAAAGGAAAAUUUGGAAAGCUGGUUAAAUUAUUUGAAGAAAGAAUUGCCAACAGUGGUGUUCAAAGCCUCAACAGAUCUGAGGGACAAGGGGAAGAUAACCAAGUAUGUGAAGGUAAAGAAGAAAGGUGCUCCAUUUCAAAGUAAAGUCUGCUUUGGGAAAGAGGUCCUUUGGAAACUUCUUGGAGGUUUUCAGGAAACUUACGGCAAAGCCAUUCAGGUUGGAGUAAUUGGCUUCCCAAAUGUGGGCAAAAGCAGCAUCAUCAAUAGUUUAAAACAAGAACGGAUAUGUAAUGUCGGCAUAUCCAUGGGACUUACAAGGAGCAUGCAGGUUGUUCCCUUGGACAAGCAUAUCACAAUCGUAGACAGCCCAUGCUUCAUUGCAUCACCACUUAACUCCUCCACUGCACUUGCUCUGCGAAGCCCAGCAAGUAUUGAAGUGAUAAAACCAAUGGAGGCUGCCAGUGCCAUCCUGUCCCAGGCUGACACUCGACAGGUAGUACUGAAAUAUACUGUCCCUGACUUUAAGAAUCCGCUGGAAUUUUUUACUAAGUUUGCUCAAAGAAGAGGUCUGCACCAGAGAGGCGGAAGCCCAAAUAUUGAAGGUGCUGCGAAACUACUGUGGUCUGAGUGGACAGGUGCCUCAUUAGGUUACUAUUGCCAUCCCCCUACAUCCUGGACUCCUUCUCCACAUUUUAAUGAGAGUAUUGUGGCAGACAUUAAAUGUGGUUUAAAUCUGGAAGAACUGGAAACAAACAAUGCACGUACCAUAAAAGCUAUCAGGGGCCCUCCUUUGGCCAAUAGUAUCCUUUUCCAAUCUUCGGGUAUGACAAAUGGAAUAAUAAAAGAAAAGGACAUAUGUGAAGAAUUGCCAAAACAUAAAGAGAAGAAGCAGGAGAAGAGAGAGAAUGAUGAAGACAUGGACAGUGACCAGGAAAUUGUUGAUCAAGAAUUAUUUAAAGCUGAAGAAAAGACCUCAGAUACAUCCCCUGCAGAAGAGACAUGGGAAGAACUGCCUGAGGAGUCUAUAGCAGGUGAACAGUCUCCAAGAUCUUUUAUCUUUGAUAAAGUGACUCAAGAGGAUGAAGCUUAUGACUUCAGUACAGAUUAUGUGUAAAAAUGUCCUUUUGUGAAAGGUUAUAACAUUGAAGUGGAGUGUCUAGUAAGCAACUUACCUGGUUCCCUGCUCCGCGGAUAACAACUUUAGUAGAGGCUGAAUCACAAUCUUCUGAAAACGCAGCUGCAUGUCCUGGCUUCAGUGGUGUAUUAAAAAGAGCAAGAAUAUCACCUGAAGUA